CCUCACCUUGGCCUGUAAUCUGCAUAGGACAGUGGCCUGGUCACGGGGGCCCAUUGUGGGGAGGUCGGGAAGUUGAAGAACACUCUGGCCUCCUCCAUCAUGUUGGCCAAGAAGGCAGAACUGAAGAAAACAAACCUGAGCAAGAACUAUAAGACAGUUUGCCUGGAACUGAAGCCAGAGCCGACCAAAGUGAGAAGCUUUUUUGAGGCCAUGCCGGCAGCCAGGCCUGAGACCUGUGGGCAGGUGACUUGGACUCAGGGGUCGUUUGCUGUUCCUGGUGGCCAAGACCUUUCCCAGACAUAUGACUACAAAGGAGCUAAACAAGAAGGGCCGUUUACCAAACCAGGAGGGACACAGGAGCUAAAGAAUGAACUCAGGGAGGUGAGGGAAGAGCUCAAGGAAAAAAUGGAGGAGAUAAAACAGAUAAAGGAUGUAAUGGACAAGGAUUUUGAUAAACUCCAGGAAUUCGUGGAGAUUAUGAAGGAAAUGCAGAAGGAUAUGGAUGAGAAGAUGGAUGUUUUAAUAAAUAUACAGAACAGCAAGCAUCCCCUUAGAAGAGGACCAAAGGAGCAGCAGGAACUCAGGCUCAUGGGAAAGACUGACCCACAGCUUCGGCUCAAGAAAAUGCACGAAGCUGACGGAGCACCGCUGGCUCUUCACAAGAAUGUGGCACUACAGAAACCAAAACAGGACCCGCUGGAUUGCCUCCAUCAAUGUGAGACCUGCUGCGAGAAAUGUAUGUUGUGUGCCCUAAAGAGCAACUACAAUCAGGGGAAACUUCCACACCAGGCCUGGGCGCCCUUUUCACCCUUGGCAUCUGGAGCUGCCUUCUGAUUUACCUGUGCUUCAACCUCUGUGCAACUGGGGACAUGCUUCCAACCUAGCGCCGCCUCAGAACCCACUCGCAGCUCCGGCUCAUCCUCUCCC
This is a messenger RNA of Ceratotherium simum simum (southern white rhinoceros), 927 nucleotides long. The record is from RefSeq and is a predicted model, not a curated record. NCBI's taxonomy places the organism in Eukaryota, Metazoa, Chordata, Mammalia, Perissodactyla, Rhinocerotidae.